UGCAUUCCACACUGUUUCUCCUCUGUCAAAACUCUCUCUCACUCUGUCAAAACUCUCACUCUCUCUCUCUCUCUCUAUACAAAUUAAUGGCUGAUCAGAGCACAAACCCAUCAAUCAUGGAAUCAAAAUCACGACACCCACUUCACCAAAUCGCAGAAACACCAACCCACAAGCUUCUUCUCAAGCAAUGGCUCAAGGAAGAGGAACUAAUCCUUGGAAGAAUCACCCUCAAAGAAACCCAAAUCGACUCGGUCCGAAAAGAAAUCACAAUGCUAUACAUCUUCUUCUUCCUCUUCCACUCCAUAUCUCUAGUCCUCCUCUUCAAUGCCUCCUCCUCUAAUGACCCACUUGGAUACAACAAGCUAGCCUGCCACAGAUCAUGGAUCCCAUCACUCUGUUCGAUUCUGUUUUCUCUCGGAAUCAUCUGGGCUGUGCGGUACAAGACCGAUGUGGAGGUCCACUUGGAGAAGCUAUUAGAGAGGGAAAAAGAGGAUGGGAAGCUGUUGGCUAAGUGUGCUGAAGAACUGAAGAAGAAGGGGCUUGAAUUCGACUUGUUGAAGGAGGUCGAUGCGCUUCGAAGGGCAAAGAGUUUGCGAGUCGAGGCCAAGGAGGUCAGGAAAUGGUCUGCAAGGGAUUUUGUCACCUUGUUCUUCUUCACAAUGUCUUGCUUUGUUCUUGCAAUCACAAGGGUUAUCUUGUGUAAUUAGGCCUUUUUUAUCUGUAAAGGGGCAUUUGUGGGGGUUUGGAUUGGAUAAUAGGAUCUUGGCAAUUUAAGUGGGUAAUUUUGGGAUAGGAUUGGAUUUUUUUGAGUUCAUUAAUUUGUUUUUUUUUUUUUUUUUUUUUUUGGUUGCUAAUUUUAUAUGGGGGCAGAAGACUUGGUUUUGUCAUCAAAUUGUCAGAAUUUAGGUGUUGGGAUGACAAGUCAGUGCAGAACGUUCUGUUCUGCUUUUGGUGAUAUUGGAAUUUGGAAACAUAUGGCAAACUCAUGGAAUAAAUAUUGAUUUUACUUUAUGUUA
Messenger RNA from Quercus robur (English oak), 1016 nucleotides. RefSeq lists its product as uncharacterized. The record is from RefSeq and is a predicted model, not a curated record. Bases 87 to 707 code for a protein of 206 amino acids. The transcript has a single exon. NCBI's taxonomy places the organism in Eukaryota, Viridiplantae, Streptophyta, Magnoliopsida, Fagales, Fagaceae.